AUGGCUGGCGCGCUCCUCGGCAACUUGCGUGGUGCCUUUAUCGUUGCUCCGUGGGUGGGUUACCUAGCCCUAGCAGAUGUCGCUCUAUCACUACUCCUGCCCGUGAAGCUCAUUGCACCUAACUUGGUAUACAAUAUCUCAUCCGGGAUCGCGUCCUCGGUUUGGAAAUGGGUUCAGGUCAUAUUUGAGAGGGUCAACGGCGCCAAUAUCACUAUCUCUGGCGACAAGCUGCCGAAGGGCGAGUCGGCCAUCGUGAUCGCCAAUCAUGUCACCUGGGCCGACUUCUACAUGAUCCAAGCGUUGGCGGUGCGAGCUGGCAUGUUGGGACGCUGUCGUUGGUUCGCCAAGAUCCAGCUGCGUGUGGUGCCUUUCCUCGGCUGGGGACUCUGGGCAAUGGGUAUGCCCAUGGUUAGCCGAAACUGGAUGCGGGAUCAAAGGGAGCUGGAUCGCGUCUUCAGUGGUAUUGUUGGCAGGAAAUGGCCGACAUGGCUCAUAAGCUUCAGUGAAGCAACGCGCUUCACGCCGCAGAAGUACGAGGAGACAAAGGUGUGGUGUACACAGAACGACCGGCCUGUACCCAAACACCUUUUGUACCCUCGCACGAAGGGUUUCAUCACAACGAUCCAGCAUCUGCGUAAAGCACCGCAUGUCAAGGCUGUUUAUGACCUCACAAUCGCGUAUCAACACGGCGACGAGUUUCACGAGGCUCCCAAUAUGUGGGAAACGCUGAAGCUUUCGGAUAUCAGCAGCCAGCAUGGCUACAAAUUUCAUGUCCACGCACGCCGCUUUCCGUUGGAGGAGCUACCACACACUGACGAGGAGCUUGCCAAAUGGCUUGAGUGCCGAUGGGUGGAGAAAGGUGAGUGGUUGGACAGGAAGAAGAAAGAAUGGUCUGCAUGUUAG
Neoarthrinium moseri is the source of this 903-nucleotide messenger RNA. RefSeq lists its product as uncharacterized. Gene Ontology annotation, cellular component: endomembrane system. The transcript is spliced from 2 exons. The record is from RefSeq and is a predicted model, not a curated record. Bases 1 to 903 code for a protein of 300 amino acids. NCBI's taxonomy places the organism in Eukaryota, Fungi, Ascomycota, Sordariomycetes, Amphisphaeriales, Apiosporaceae. Gene Ontology annotation, molecular function: 1-acylglycerol-3-phosphate O-acyltransferase activity.